This is a messenger RNA of Pelecanus crispus (Dalmatian pelican), 153 nucleotides long. The record is from RefSeq and is a predicted model, not a curated record. Lineage: Eukaryota; Metazoa; Chordata; Aves; Pelecaniformes; Pelecanidae.
UCAGGGAAGGACAAGGAUGCCAUUGAUAAAGUCUUCAAGAACCUGGAUGACAACGGUGAUGCCCAAGUGGACUUUAAAGAAUUUGUCAUCUUUGUGGCAGCAGCUCUGACUUCCUGCUGCCACAAAUAUUUUGAGCAGAAAGCAGCCAAAUAA